This is a messenger RNA of Prunus mume (Japanese apricot), 357 nucleotides long. NCBI's taxonomy places the organism in Eukaryota, Viridiplantae, Streptophyta, Magnoliopsida, Rosales, Rosaceae. The record is from RefSeq and is a predicted model, not a curated record.
AUGGCAAAGAGAAUGAGAGAUUCGAAGGAGUUUGCUCUGGAGCUGUUCGAUGCGUUGGGCCGGAGACGGAGAAUGAAGGUGGACAAAAUCAGCAAGGACGAGCUUUACGAGUUCUGGUCCCAAAUUUCCGAUCAAAGCUUCGAUUCGCGGCUUCAGAUCUUCUUCGACAUGGUGGACAAGAAUGAAGAUGGUAGAAUUACUGAAGAGGAAGUAAAAGAGAUUAUCAUGUUGAGUGCCUCUGCAAACAAGCUAUCGAGAUUGAAGGAACAAGCAGAGGAAUAUGCAGCUCUCAUCAUGGAAGAGUUGGAUCCGGAAAGACUUGGCUACAUUGAGAGAUUAUUAAACUUUAAAAACUAG